Messenger RNA from Ambispora gerdemannii, 300 nucleotides. Lineage: Eukaryota; Fungi; Glomeromycota; Glomeromycetes; Archaeosporales; Ambisporaceae. The record is from the annotation of a GenBank genome assembly.
AUGGGUAACGAUCAUGGAACAGCUGCGACAUUAACGGGAAUCGGUGCUAGUGCGGCACUGGCAGUCACUUCUUUCUUCUGUCCGCCAUUAGGAUUAGCAAUGGCGAUUUCCUCAACAGCAGUAGGCGGGACAACCGCAGUUAUUGGUGUAGCUACUGAUAACGAAGCUGCGAGAGAUAUCGGGUUAGCUUAUCUCGGGGCAGGAGUGGGAUCGUGGGCUGGAGGAAUGGGAGGAAAAAACGGAAAAAAAAUAUUGAAAAAGAAAACUAAACUUGUUUCAUGGUUUAUUUCACAAGAAUAG